Molecule: messenger RNA, 1657 nt
Organism: Ornithorhynchus anatinus (platypus)
Lineage: Eukaryota; Metazoa; Chordata; Mammalia; Monotremata; Ornithorhynchidae
Gene: SOX7
Product: SRY-box transcription factor 7
Exons: 2
Coding region: 1-858 (285 amino acids)
Biological process (GO): anatomical structure morphogenesis; regulation of DNA-templated transcription; cell differentiation
Molecular function (GO): RNA polymerase II cis-regulatory region sequence-specific DNA binding; DNA-binding transcription factor activity, RNA polymerase II-specific
Source: RefSeq, a predicted model, not a curated record
AUGGCCUCGCUGCUGCUGCCGGGCCCCUACCCCUGGCCCGAGGCCCCGGGGACCCCGGGGACCCCGGGGACCCCGGUGACCCCGGGGGACUCCCCGGCCGGCCCCCGGGGCCCCGAGAGCCGCAUCCGCCGGCCCAUGAACGCCUUCAUGGUCUGGGCCAAGGACGAGCGCAAGAGGUUGGCGCAGCAGAACCCGGACCUGCACAACGCGGAGCUCAGCAAGAUGCUGGGUCGCUCCUGGAAGGCGCUGAGCCCCGCGCAGAAGCGGCCGCACGUGGAGGAGGCGGAGCGGCUGCGGGUCCAGCACUUGCGUGACCACCCGCACUACAAGUACCGGCCGCGCCGCAAGAAGCCCACCAGGCGCUUCUGCAGGCGCGGGGCCCCCUCCUGCCCCCUCGGACCCCCCCAGGACCCGGGCCCCCGGGACCGGCCCUCCCGCCCCGGGCCCGGGCCCCCGGCCGCCGACGCCUACCCUCACGGGCUCCCCACGCCCCCCGAGGGCUCGCCCCUCGACGCCCUGGACGCCGACCGGACCUUCUUCUCGUCCGGGCCGGACGGCCCCCGCCCCCCGCCCCCGCCGGCCUUCGCCCCGGAGCUGGCCCCGGGCCCCCUGCCCUGCGCCCACCCGCCCUUCUACGCCCCCGGCCCCUUCCCGGGGCUGGGCCAGCCGUCGCCGCCGCCCGAGCCCGCGGGCCUCGAGGCCCUGGACGGCCUGAGCCCCGCCGACCUGCUGGCCGACAUGGACCGCGACGAGUUCGACCAGUACCUCAGCGCGCCGGGCCCCCCGGCCGGGGUCAGCCUCAUCUCGGCGCUGGCCGACGCCACGGCCGCCUACUACAGCACCUACAGCGUCUCGUAGGACGCCCCCGCCCCCGGCCCCGGCCUCCUCUCUCCCUCCCCACGCCCCCCGAUGUCCCGGGCCCGGUCGGGGGAAGGGCGUCGGGCUUUCUCCGGGUCCCUCCGGGGGCUGGUGGGGUCUCCGGGCUAGUGGAGGCGGCGGGGGCCGGCGGUGGGAGAGCUCACCUGGCCACUGCCCAGCGAGCCCCCUCUCACCCACGACCCGGGCCGGGGCUCGGCUGGGGAGAAGAACCCGCCGGAAGACGCCUUCGCGGACCUCCCCACGCCCACCCGCGGCCGUGGGCCCGGGCGGUCGCCACCCACGCUGAUGCCGCGGGGCCUCUCGGGCCCGCGAGUUCCCGGUUCCUUCAUUUAUUCCUUCAGUCGUAUUUAUUGAGCGCUUACGGUGUGCCGAGCACUGUACUAAGCGCUCGGAAAGUACAGCUCGGCAGGAGAAGCCUCCUUCCCACCCACGGACAGGCGCGCACGACCACACGCAACCCCUCGUCCCGCAAAUCUUUCCUGCCCUUCCCGGCCCUCGGCUCCCCAAACGCCAAGAUCCUGUCAGCCCCCGGGGCGUCGGGGGUCUCUCCAGGUCCAGCCCCUUCCCCACGCGACCCCCAGACCCCACUUGGCGCCCGGGGCGCGGGAGCGGGGCGGGACGCGGCCUUUCGUGGGACGCUUCCCUUUCCCGAGCAUAGCCUUUCUGGACCAUUCCCGUCUCCCCGUCCCGGGAAUCCUUAGCCCAGGUGGGCGUCCAGCGCAGCUCCCGCCAGGGCGAACGGAGAGACCCCCCGCUCCCCACCCCCCCCCCCCAGCGU